Messenger RNA from Rattus rattus (black rat), 2071 nucleotides. It is a transcript of the gene C9, whose product is annotated as complement C9. The coding region runs from base 7 to 1707 and encodes 566 amino acids. NCBI's taxonomy places the organism in Eukaryota, Metazoa, Chordata, Mammalia, Rodentia, Muridae. Gene Ontology annotation, biological process: immune response. The record is from RefSeq and is a predicted model, not a curated record. The transcript is spliced from 11 exons. Gene Ontology annotation, cellular component: membrane attack complex. Gene Ontology annotation, molecular function: protein binding.
AAAGAAAUGCUUCUCGCGACUCCAGGGCUGCCUAGGAGGAGCGGCAUGGCCUCAGGCGUGACCAUCACCCUAACCAUUGCAAUCUUUGCCUUGGAGAUCAAUGCACAGGCCCCAGAGCCCACUCCCCGGGACGAGCCAUCAGCAGACUCCCUCCUACCAAUAGACUGCAGAAUGAGCACAUGGAGUCAGUGGUCACAGUGUGAUCCUUGCCUCAAACAAAGGUUUCGCUCAAGAAGCAUUGUAGCCUUCGGACAGUUUCAGGGGAAAAGCUGUACUGAUGCUUUGGGAGACAGACAACAUUGUGAACCCACUCAGGAGUGCGAAGAGGUACAGGAAAACUGUGGGAAUGACUUUCAGUGUGAAACAGGCAGGUGCAUAAAGAGGAAACUUCUAUGUAAUGGUGACAACGACUGUGGAGAUUUUUCUGAUGAGAGUGACUGUGAAAGUGACCCACGCCUCCCGUGCCGUGACCGAGUGGUAGAAGAAUCAGAACUGGGACGAACAGCAGGCUAUGGGAUCAACAUCUUAGGGAUGGAUCCCCUGGGCACGCCUUUUGACAAUGAGUUCUACAAUGGACUCUGUGACCGGGUACGGGACGGAAACACUUUGACAUACUAUCGCAAACCUUGGAACGUAGCAUUUCUGGCCUAUGAAACCAAGGCUGACAAAAAUUUCAGAACUGAGAAUUACGAAGAACAGUUUGAAAUGUUCAAAACCAUCGUCCGAGACAGGACCACGAGUUUUGAUGCAAAUUUAGCUCUAAAAUUCACAAUCACUGAAGCACCUAUAAAAGAAGUUGAAGUUGAAGUCAGCCCAGAAAAAAACUCUUCAAAGCCUAAAGACUCUUCUGCUAAUUUUCAAUUUUCGUAUUUCAAGAAAGAAAAUUUUCAACGAUUGUCAUCCUACUUGUCACAGACGAAAAAGAUGUUUCUGCAUGUGAGAGGAAUGAUUCAACUGGGGAGAUUUGUCAUGAGGAAUCGGGGCGUUAUGCUGACGACAACUUUCCUGGAUGAUGUAAAGGCUUUACCAGUUUCCUAUGAAAAGGGAGAAUAUUUUGGAUUUUUGGAAACCUAUGGGACUCACUACAGUAGCUCUGGGUCCCUGGGAGGGCUCUACGAACUGAUCUAUGUCUUGGAUAAAGCUUCCAUGAAAGAGAAAGGUGUUGAACUGAGCGACGUAAAGCGGUGUCUUGGGUUUAACCUGGAUGUUUCUCUACAUACUCCUCUACAAACCGCCUUAGAAGGACCAUCAUUGACAGCCAAUGUUAAUCACAGUGAUUGCUUAAAGACAGGGGAUGGCAAAGUAGUAAACAUCAGCCGCGAUCACAUCAUAGAUGAUGUUAUUUCAUUCAUAAGAGGAGGGACCAGGAAGCAAGCAGUUCUCCUGAAAGAGAAGCUUCUCAGAGAAGCCAAGACGAUUGAUGUGAACGACUUCAUCAAUUGGGCCUCAUCCUUGGAUGACGCUCCAGCUCUCAUUAGUCAAAAACUGUCCCCUAUCUAUAAUCUCAUUCCUUUGACAAUGAAAGAUGCAUACGCAAAGAAACAGAAUAUGGAAAAGGCUAUUGAAGACUAUGUGAAUGAAUUCAGUGCUAGAAAGUGCUACCCAUGUCAAAACGGAGGCACAGCAAUUCUUCUGGAUGGACAGUGCAUGUGCUCCUGCACUAUCAAGUUUAAGGGGAUUGCCUGCGAAAUCAGUAAACAAAAAUAGCCUUCAGGAAACAAAGCAAACCCUGGUUCACAUGGAAGGGGGAAAAAGGACAAAAAAAAAAAAAAAGAAGAAGAAGAAGAAGAAAAAGAAAAAGAAAAAACCCCAGGACUUUCCAACUUAGCAUCCUACCCUAGAGCGAAUCCUCACUGCCAAGUAGAGAGCAGCUUGCUUCAUGGAAAUCCUACCAACCUCUGAUGUCGUCUCUGUUUCAGGUCUACAGUGCCUUUCUCCCCUCUUUAAUGCCUAUAAUGCUUCCAUUUUUUUUAUUCCCUAAUGAAGAAUCGGCAGUGAGAUAUGCCAGGACUGCCUUUUCCCACAGGCAAUGCCAAUCUCUUGCUAAUAAAACAAAAUUAAAUUAAAAACA